CCGGUGCAAGUGCGGGGUCUGCGGCCCUGCCGGCGCCCUCGGCCUCGGCCGGAGCAGUGGGGAGGCGUGGAUGAGGGGGGAGGUGAGGCGGAGCCGCCCCCCCCCAGUGUCGCCGCCUCCCCCACCCGAGGGCAGGUCGGGCGGGCAGAGCCCCCUGGGCGGGCUCGGGGUCGCUCCCCGCUGCGGCGUAGUCCUCCCCGCAGGCGACCCCUCCUCUCAGGAGACCCCUCCCCGCGGGAGACCCCUCCCCUCGGAGACCCCUCCCCGUAAGAGGCCCCUCCCCCGCGGGAGCCCGCCCCGCCCGCCCCGCUGCUCUCAGGGUCGGGGGCUCCUCCCAGAUGGGAUAAGCUGUAAAGAUGUUUAGUUUUGAAGGGGAUUUCAAAACGAGGCCCAAGGUGUCCCUCGGAGGCGCCAGUAGGAAGGAAGAAAAGGCUUCUCUUUUACAUCGUACUCAGGAAGAAAGAAGAAAGAGAGAGGAGGAAAGGCGAAGAUUGAAAAAUGCAAUAAUCAUACAGUCAUUUAUUCGAGGCUAUCGAGACCGGAAACAGCAACACUCCAUCCAGAGAAGCGCCUUUGACCGCUACGCCAGCGCCUCGCAGUCCGGUGACACUUUCUCCAUUGCCAGUGGUCCCAACCUUACCCUUUUGGUGAGGCGGCUUCUGUUUUUCUACAAACAGAACGAAGACUCAAAACGUUUGAUAUGGAUGUAUCAGAACUUAAUUAAACACAGCUCUCUGUUUGUCCAGCAGUUGGAUGGAUCUGAGAGACUUACAUGCUUAUUUCAAAUAAAGAGAUUGAUGAGCCUCUGCUGCAGGUUAUUGCAGAACUGUAAUGAUGACAGUUUGAAUGUUGCACUUCCAAUGAGAAUGCUUGAGGUGUUUUCGUCUGAGAAUACUUACUUGCCUGUUUUACGAGACGCCAGCUACGUGGUGUCCAUAAUCGAACAGAUUUUGCACUACAUGAUUCAAAAUGGGUAUUAUAGAUCUCUCUAUUUGUUAAUUAACAGCAAGCUUCCAUCAAGUAUUGAAUAUUCUGAUAUAUCUCGAGUUCCUAUAGCAAAAAUUUUGCUAGAGAAUGUUCUGAAACCAUUGCACUUUACUUACAACUCGUGUCCUGAGGGUGCAAGGCAACAAGUUUUUACAGCCUUCACCGAGGCGUUUUUGGUGGCACCUUUUACAGAUCAGAUUUUUCACUUCAUCAUUCCGGCCUUAGCAGACGCGCAGACUGUUUUCCCGUACGAGCCCUUUCUGAGUGCACUGUUGUCGCCGGAGAGCAGGUGUCCCGAGACGGGGGGAGGGGCGCCGUGGCUCUUCUUCUUUGUCCUCACUGUCGGCGAGACUUACCUGGGGACCCUCUCUGAGGAAGGACUGCUGGUGUACCUGCGGGUGCUCCAGAGCUCGCUGUCUCGGCUGCCGGCGUCGCCGGCCGGCACAAGCUGUCAGGACCCGGCCAGCGACUCGGAGGACGAGAGUGAAGAGGCGGACAAGCAGCCGAGCGCUCCGGAGGAUGGGAGGCUGUCCGUACCUUACAUAACAGAGGAGUGUCUGAAGAAGUUGGACACGAAACAGCAGACCAACACCCUGUUAAACCUGGUCUGGCGGGACUCAGCCAGCGAGGAGGCCUUCGCUCUGAUGGCGUCCAUCGGCCACACGCUUAUGGUGCAGCAUCGGAUGGCGGUGCCCAAAGUCAGGCUUCUCUACAGUUUAGCCUUUAAUGCCAGGUUUCUGAGACACCUGUGGUUUCUCAUAUCUUCUAUGGCAACACGGACGAUCACAGGGUCGAUGGUGCCACUGCUCCAGGUGAUAUCUCGGGGCUCCCCUAUGUCUUUGGAAGACUCCAAUCGAAUCAUCCCUCUCUUCUACCUGUUCAGCUCUUUGUUCAGUCACUCGCUAAUUUCCAUACAUGACAGUGAGUUCUUUGGGGACCCCAUAGAAGUUGUAGGUCAGAGACAAUCGUCAAUGAUGCCUUUUACCCUAGAAGAGCUGAUAAUGUUGUCUCGCUGCCUUCGAGAUGCAUGCCUAGGGAUCAUCAAGUUGGCUUAUCCAGAAACCAAGCCAGAAGUUCGCGAAGAGUAUAUUACAGCAUUUCAAAGUAUUGGGGUUACGACUAAUUCUGAAAUGCAACAGUGUAUACAAAUGGAACAGAAGCGAUGGAUUCAGUUAUUUAAGGUUAUCACCAGCCUUGUGAAGAUGCUGAAGUCCAGAGACACCAGAAGAAAUUUCUGUCCUCCAAGCCACUGGCUGUCAGAACAGGAAGAUAUUAAAGCAGAUAAGGUCACCCAGCUCUACGUUCCGGCUUCCAGACACGUGUGGAGGUACCGGCGGAUGGGGAGGAUUGGCCCCCUGCAGUCGAGCCUGGACGUGGGUUUGGAGUCCCCACCGCUGUCCGUCUCUGAGGAAAGACAACUCGCCAUCCUGACAGAAUUGCCAUUUGUGGUUCCAUUUGAGGAGCGAGUCAAGAUCUUUCAAAGGUUGAUUUAUGCAGAUAAGCAAGAGGUGCAAGGAGAUGGUCCGUUUCUGGAUGGAAUUAAUGUCACUAUAAGAAGAAAUUAUAUUUAUGAAGAUGCUUAUGACAAACUUUCCCCAGAAAAUGAGCCUGAUUUGAAAAAGCGGAUCCGCGUGCACCUGCUCAACGCACACGGCCUGGAUGAAGCCGGCAUUGACGGCGGUGGCAUUUUCAGAGAGUUCCUAAACGAACUGCUGAAGUCGGGGUUUAACCCCAAUCAGGGGUUCUUUAAGACUACUAACGAGGGCCUUCUGUACCCCAGCCCAGCUGCUCACAUGCUGGUGGGAGACUCCUUCGCCAGACAUUACUACUUCCUGGGCAGGAUGCUUGGAAAGGCCCUCUAUGAGAAUAUGCUGGUGGAAUUGCCCUUCGCCGGCUUCUUCCUGUCCAAAUUGCUGGGAACCAGUGCGGACGUGGACAUCCACCAUCUGGCUUCGUUAGACCCUGAAGUGUACAAGAAUCUGCUGUUUCUCAAGAGCUACGAAGGCGACGUGGAGGAGCUUGGGCUGAACUUCACGGUGGUGAACAACGACCUGGGAGAGGCGCAGGUAGUUGAACUAAAAUUUGGUGGAAAAGACAUCCCUGUCACCAGCGCCAACAGGAUCGCGUAUAUCCACCUCGUAGCGGACUACAGACUGAACCGCCAGAUCCGCCAGCACUGCCUGGCUUUCCGGCAGGGCCUGGCCAACGUGCUGAACCUGGAGUGGCUGCGGAUGUUUGACCAGCAGGAGAUUCAGGUAUUGAUUUCUGGUGCCCAAGUUCCCAUAAGUCUUGAGGACCUAAAAUCCUUUACAAACUAUUCAGGAGGCUAUUCUGCUGACCAUCCUGUGAUCAAAGUCUUUUGGAGAGUUGUGGAAGGAUUCACAGAUGAAGAGAAGCGCAAACUGCUCAAGUUUGUAACCAGCUGCUCCCGACCCCCUCUCUUGGGGUUUAAGGAGCUGUACCCCGCGUUCUGCAUUCACAACGGAGGCUCUGACCUCGAGCGGCUCCCCACGGCCAGCACCUGCAUGAACCUGCUGAAGCUGCCCGAGUUCUACGACGAGACGCUUCUGCGCAGUAAGCUUCUCUACGCUAUCGAAUGUGCUGCUGGCUUCGAGCUGAGCUGAGCGGAGGCCAGAACUGACCCUCUGCAGAGAACCGACCGGUGCCCGCAGCACAGGCAGCACCCCCCGGCCGCCGAGGGCGCUGGGGCCGGGCUCCCGCAGCUCUCCGCGUACCCCCAUCCCUCAUUCCACCCCCUCAAUUGUCUAGAUGGUCCAGUAAGUCACGGUCACUUACUUAGACGGACACUGCUUUUCAGAUAACUUAGAAUAACAAGGGUUACGUGCCAUGCGGCUACGUUAGUAAUUUGCCAACAAGAGCACAGUUUUAAGACUAGUGGCGACUCAGUGAAAUUAACCAAAGAUGAAGCUUUGGCUUUGCUGGUGGACUCGAGCCUCCCUCCGCUGGCGGGGCUCCUGGCGGGGCUCCUGGAGGGCGGCGCGUGCUCCGUCCGCAGAGACGUGGGGUCUGAGACGUGGAGACGUCACUCUCAGGGCCCGCUGCUUCUCGUGUGGCUGAAUUGUUUACAAUCCUAAUUGUUAAAACGAAAGGCAUUUUCUCUCCUGCCUUUUCCCAAAGUGGUUAGGUCUGGAAAAUACACAACGUGAUAAUAUUUUAUUUGUGCUGUUUAAGCCAUUCCCCUGCACGGGACUAGCAUGCUUGUUUCGGGGUACCGAGGACCGCACCGUGGUGGCUUGGGUACUCCCGUGUGUGGGUGUGUGCGAGGGGACGUUCAUCCCUCUUCCCUUCCUGGCUGCACGCUGUGGCGGGAGAGCUCCCGGGAGAGGGGAGGGUCUCGUCCAGGCCCCACGGCACGCGUGGCCUCUGAGAAGUGGCGACGUGGGGAGAACAGACACUGGCAUCGGAGUCACUUGAACCAAAGGGGCGGCUGCGGCUUUGCACUCAGUGUGGCCCGCUGUGGCCGGGCCAUCCGCGGCCCACCGCCCUCCUACCCCGGGGCACGCCCCCCCCCCCCCCCCCCCCCGGAUGCGUGGGGUAAUGCGCCGCCUGCGCCCUCCCCUGCGCCCUCCGCUUCUCGAAGGUGCUGCUUCUGGAGGAAGACCGGCCGGUCCCACGCGGGCCCGGGGGAGGGGCGUCGGUAACUCUCUCUUAAAAAGGCACUUUAUCGGGACCUUCCUUGUUGCUGGGUGAUUCCGGUCUCUGAAAACGGAGUGCGGAGUGCGUCAGAGCGGCCCUCCCUCCCGACCAGGGGAGUGGUGGGGGCGUGGAGGGGAGUGUGGAGGGGGGCGUGGAGGGCCCAGCAGCUACUCCCCCCCCCCCCCAGCAUUUCCUGUCACCGGGGCUGGGGGCCGUGCUGUGGAAGUGACCAGAAUUAGCAAUAUGCUUUUAAAUGCGGGGAAACUGAAUGACACUUUUAAGACAAUGACCAUAUCAAAACAAAAUGUAUAAUUUCGUAAUUUGAAUAAUAAAUUAAGUGUUUAAAUGCUAUUUGUAGUCUUGAUAUACAGAAAUAAAAUAAUUAGGGUUUGUC
Messenger RNA from Neofelis nebulosa (Clouded leopard), 5038 nucleotides. It is a transcript of the gene UBE3C, whose product is annotated as ubiquitin protein ligase E3C. NCBI's taxonomy places the organism in Eukaryota, Metazoa, Chordata, Mammalia, Carnivora, Felidae. The coding region runs from base 357 to 3611 and encodes 1084 amino acids. The record is from RefSeq and is a predicted model, not a curated record. Gene Ontology annotation, molecular function: ubiquitin protein ligase activity; protein binding. The transcript is spliced from 23 exons. Gene Ontology annotation, biological process: ubiquitin-dependent protein catabolic process; protein polyubiquitination.